Molecule: messenger RNA, 642 nt
Organism: Leptosomus discolor (cuckoo roller)
Lineage: Eukaryota; Metazoa; Chordata; Aves; Leptosomiformes; Leptosomidae
Source: RefSeq, a predicted model, not a curated record
UGCACGCGGCGGGAGCUGCUGGAGGUGCCCGCCAGCAUCUCGGUGAACACGCGGUACCUCAACCUCCAGGAGAACCACAUCCAGGUGAUCCGCACCGACACCUUCAAGCACCUCCGGCACUUGGAGAUCCUCCAGCUGAGCCGCAACCUGGUGCGGAAAGUCGAGGUGGGCGCCUUCAACGGCCUCCCCAACCUCAACACCUUGGAGCUCUUCGACAACCGCUUGACCACCGUCCCCACCCAAGCCUUCGAGUACCUCUCCAAGCUGCGGGAGCUCUGGCUGCGCAACAACCCCAUCGAGAGCAUCCCGUCGUACGCCUUCAACCGCGUCCCUUCCCUCCGGCGCCUCGACCUGGGCGAGCUCAAGCGCUUGGAGUACAUCUCGGAGGCGGCCUUCGAAGGGUUGGUCAACCUCCGCUACUUGAACUUGGGGAUGUGCAACCUCAAGGAGAUCCCCAACCUGACGGCGCUGGUGAGGUUGGAAGAGUUGGAGCUGUCGGGGAAUCGGUUGGGUCGCGUCCGCCCGGGUUCUUUCCAAGGCUUGGGGAGCUUGAGGAAGCUGUGGUUGAUGCACGCCCGGGUGGCGGCGGUGGAACGCAACGCCUUCGACGACCUCAAAGCCUUGGAAGAGCUCAACCUGGCC